Molecule: messenger RNA, 1734 nt
Organism: Ahaetulla prasina
Lineage: Eukaryota; Metazoa; Chordata; Lepidosauria; Squamata; Colubridae
Product: vomeronasal type-2 receptor 26-like
Exons: 6
Coding region: 1-1734 (577 amino acids)
Biological process (GO): G protein-coupled receptor signaling pathway
Cellular component (GO): membrane
Molecular function (GO): G protein-coupled receptor activity
Source: RefSeq, a predicted model, not a curated record
AUGGAGCAAUCUUCCCUGAUGAAGGGGGCCAUAGCGAACUCCACCACCACAAAGCUGGAGGAAGAGGCCGCUGAGUGGGUGGUGGCAUUUCAUGAGAAGGAAGCUAUGGAAGUGGGAGAUAUAGAUGCCUUCCUGGAGGGGCUCCAGGCCAGAUUCAAAGACCCCCGCAAGCCUCCCGAACACAGCUUCAUGCCCAUCAACUACCAUCAGUUCCUGGCCUUGGUGUUUGCAGUCAGAGAGAUCAACAAGGAUCUGGUUCUCCUCCCCAAUAUCUCCCUUGGCUUCCACAUGUAUGACAAUAUCCAGUUUAGUACGAGAAUUUGCUUAAUCAGCCUCUUUCUGCUCUCCACACGUGACCAAAUGGUUCCAGGUUACAAAUGUGACCAGAAAGACUCCCUGCUCUCUGUCAUUGGGGGUGACAACCCCAAAUCCUCAAUGCUGAUGGCCUCCAUCUUCAGCAUCUUCAAGGUCACACAGCUCAGUGUUGACUUUGAAUCCGCUCAAGGAGACAGAAGAGUUUAUCCUUCCUUCUUCCAGACUGACCCCAAGGAAUCUGCUCAGUAUGAGGGUUUAGUCCAGUUGCUCCUGUAUUUCCAGUGGAAUUGGGUUGGGCUUCUGGCCAUUGAAGAUGAGAGUGGAGACCAUUUCAUCUCAACUCUGAUGCCGAUGUUCAAAGAGAAGGAGAUCUGCCUGGCUUUCACUCAAAUGAAGGUGCCCUUUGCCAGGUGUGGCAAGAACAGGUGCCAGGCAGGAGAGAGGAGAAGAGUUCCAGAGGGCGAGCAGGUCUGCUGCUACCAAUGUGCCUUUUGUCCAGAAGGGACCGUUUCUAAUCAGACAGAUGCAGCUUCCUGUGAUCCUUGCUCAGAAGACCAACACCCCAACAAGGACAAGGACCAUUGCAUUGCCAAGAAGAUCCACUUCCUUUCCUAUCAAGACACGCUGGGAUACACUUUAGUUUCUCUCACUCUUUCUCUCUCUGUGAUCACGUUGGCAGUUCUGGCAAUUUUCCUUAAGCAUCGUGACACACCGAUUGUCAAGGCCAACAACCGAGAUCUCACCUACAUCCUCCUGGUGUCCCUCCUGCUCUGCUUCCUCUGCUCCUUCCUCUUCAUUGGUCGGCCCAGGAAAUUCAGCUGUCUCUUCCGACAAACCGCCUUUGCCAUUCUCUUUUCCCUGGCAGUUUCCUCUGUGUUGGCAAAAACUGUCAUGGUGGUUCUGGCCUUCAUGGCCACCAAGCCAGGGAACAAGGCAAGGAAAUUCUUAGGAAAACCACUGACCAACUCCAUUGUCCUAGCCUGUCCCCUGGUCCAAGCCCUUCUUUGUGCCACUUGGUUAGUAACCUCUCCCCCAUUUCUCAACUUGAACUUCCACUCACUAGUAGGAGAGACCAUCUUGGAAUGUAAUGAAGGCUCACCUUCCAUGUUUUAUGCUGUCCUUGCCUACCUGGGUUUUCUGGCCCUUGUGAGUUUUAUCAUUGCCUUUCUGGCUAGGAAAUUGCCUGACAGCUUUAAUGAAGCCAAGUUCAUUACUUUCAGCAUGCUGAUCUUUUGCAGCGUUUGGGUCUCCUUCCUCCCCACCUACCUGAGCACCAAAGGAAAGUCCAUGGUGGCUGUGGAGAUCUUCUCCAUUUUGGCCUCUGGGGCUGGUCUCUUGGCUUGUAUCUUUUUCCCCAAAUGCUACAUUAUCCUAUUCAGGCCAGAUCUGAAUCAGAGAAAAAAUAUAAUGGGACAUUAG